Molecule: messenger RNA, 2832 nt
Organism: Mesocricetus auratus (golden hamster)
Lineage: Eukaryota; Metazoa; Chordata; Mammalia; Rodentia; Cricetidae
Gene: CUNH1orf115
Product: chromosome unknown C1orf115 homolog
Exons: 2
Coding region: 77-502 (141 amino acids)
Source: RefSeq, a predicted model, not a curated record
GGGGCAGGAGCGAGGCGGGGCACCGAGCAAAGGUUGUCUUUUUAGCCCGGGACCUUCUCUGAAGCUCCCAGGCAUCAUGACGGUGGGCGCCAGGCUCCGAAGCAAAGCGGCGAGCAGCUUCGCGCGCCGGGGACACCUAGGGCGAUCGCGCGGCGCGGGUGACGAGGAGACAGAUGCCAUCGUAGAGCACCUGGAGGUUGAGGACGAGGACCCGGCGAGCCAGGAGGGUGAGCACGAGGACAGCGGGCGGCGCGCGGGGACCCCAAGCGCGCGCAGAGUGCACCUGGCAGCGCUGCCCGAGCGCUACGAGCCCCUGGAGGAGCCGGCGCCAGGUGACAAGCCCAAGAAGAGAUACCGGCGAAAACUGAAGAAGUAUGGCAAGAAUUUCGGGAAGGCCAUCAGCAAAGGAUGCCGGUACAUUGUCAUUGGGCUGCAGGGAUUUGCUGCAGCCUACUCCGCCCCAUUUGGAGUGGCAACCAGCGUGGUGUCCUUCGUGCGCUAACGGGAGCUGCAGGGGCAGGCAUCACCAGAAUGCUUCUGCCCCAGGACAGUGUGAAUCCACCAGCACUUGAGACUCGAACUCAGGAACUCUGAAGAGGAACCCUGCUUCAUGCUCCGUUGUUGAACUGGUUGAAUGUUAGGCUGGAGCCAUCCCCGCUCAUCCGCUGAGCCUCUUGUUUAUCUUGGAUCUGGGUGGAUCUAGGGGUCAGUCCUGUGGAGAAUUCGGCCAAGGUCAAGCUGGGAUUAGGGUUAGCUUGCUUCCUGUACCAGCUAGAGCCCUCCUGGGGGUACCGGUAGGCAGAUUCAUGGCAGGUUUGGGGUCCAAGCCAUGUGGGUAGUGGGUGAGUUUUGAGGUGGAAGACCUCUAAUGGGAUAGUUGCUAGGUUCUGGAAAGGUCGCUGGCUGAGGAGCACUGGCCUUGGCCUUCCUUGAUCUUCUCAGUAAGGACAAUGAGGGAGCUGUUUCUGAUGUCUUUCUCUCUCCCCAUCUCUGUUUUACUGAGCUGUCAUCGGGAGUUUAAUUACAGGGUUGGGAAGAAAGAAAGAAGGAAACCUGUCUUUGAAGACCAAGAUGCUUUGAAUGGAACCCAUGUUCACAGCUGUGUGGGGACUGUUGAAAGUAGAUCAGAGUGUGUCAUUUUCAUAAGUAUUUCAUAACAACGCAGCUGGCAAAGGGGGAGGGGCAAGUUCAGAAGCAAGCUUGGAGGCUGCAGCAGGUGCUCUCAGAGUCUGAACCUGGCCCGGCGAUUGCGUUUGGAGCUGUCAGGAAUCCUGCAGAUGUGUUGGUUCAAUACCAGUUCACUGCUGGCAGGUGCCUAACUCCACCAGGGGAGGGAAGGAGGGAUGGAGGGGGAGAGAGAGACAGAGGGAGAGGGAGGGAGAGAAACAGACAGAGAGAGGGAGAAAGAGGGAGAGAGACAGAUGGAGAGAGAGGGAGAGAGAAGAGAGGAGACAGAGAGGGAGAGAAAAGAAAGGAGACAGAAUUUAGAGGAACAACUUAAGAGAUAGGCAUGAAGAAGAAAAAAACCCAAGAACGACAUUGGAGAAGCAAUGGAAGUUGGGGAGUCAGGGAUGCAGGCUUGUGGUGGGGGCUUCCUUGGGAGGUCUGGGCUGGUUGUAUGUAGGACCAGAGGAACCUGGGGGAACCAGAGGAACCAUAGUGGUUGAGUUGAUACUUCUUAGGUCAGCAUCUCACUUGGGUUCAAAGAUGAAUGUAGGCAUGAGUCUCAGGCUUGACACUCCACCAAGGAUGGUUCAUAGACCACCAUUGAGUACGGGGAGAAUGAGAGAAGAAACCCUUUUAAGGCUAGGAUGCCUGGGAAACUGUACUAGUUUGUUUCACAACUGUUUUUAAAGUUGUUCAUAGAGGUUCCUCUCCCCCUGACCCUUGGCCAACUCCACAGCAGGCCAGGAUUCCAACCUUGAUUCUUGGGACCACUCUGCAUGCUCAGCAGCAGCUUGUUGGCCUGGGAGACUUCCUGGAGCACACAAUGAAAGCCAAGAUGCUCACACCUCUGGUGGGUGGGUGGGAAGAUGGACAGAUGGACAGAAGAGGAGCAGAUGGAGGAGACAGUAGCCGUUGCCCACUUAGAUUCAAACUCCUCUCUAGAGGUUCCUGUUGAAGUUGCUGGGUCCCAGGAACUGGGAAAUAAGUGGUCUUGCUUUACCCUAAUAACUAAAAGCUGGGUACUGCAGGUUCACACAUGUGACAGGAUGAUGCUUGUUUGGUAGUUCUAGGAUGAAAAAUGGAAAGGUAAAUAGAAAAUAUCACAUGCCAUUGGCUGGAAAGAAUCAGGAAUGUGAAGCUUGCAAGAUGUCUCCCCUGCCACCUCCUGAUACCACAGAGCCCCCAGGAGCCCACGACAUCCUGCUUGGGAGGGAGAAGUGUGACCCAGGGAAGGGCUGCACAGUCAAGGUCACUUCCUUCCCCCCUUCCCAGGAGUCGCUUCCUCCCCACCUCCCAACUCAGAAAAUGAGCAAAGCCAAGUACAUCUGGCCCUGUGCCUCUGCAAAUCUGGCUAAGAAUUAACUCAGAAACGGCCAAAAGUCGAAAGCUUGCAGGGGCUGUCCUGGAACUCGGCCAGCCUCCCUGGAAGGUGGAUUUCAGUCCCAGGAGCAGGUCGUGUGAUCACAUCCCCAUGUGGGGCUCUUGGUUCAUGUCGCAGACUGUUCCUUGUUGCUUUUCUGUGUUCUCUUGUGUUUGGCCGCAAGGUCCACACCCUGCUGCAACUGAAUUUAAGAGCUUAGCUUUCCCAUUACUAACUGCAAAACUUUUUUUUCUGUAUCCCUCUCUUGCCUUGUGGUGUAAAUAAAAGUUUCAGCUUGUCUGGUU